AUGUCGCCAAAAAUAAUCGCCGCCGUCCUGUUCACUCUCUUGUCCGUCCUCCCGUCACGGGCUAAUGAUACAUGUAUAUGGUAUGGAGAAUGUGAACGGGUAAACGAAUUACAUGUACUUAAUUGCCGUUAUGAUGGACCCCCAAAACCGAUGACCGACCCAACAUCUUUAGCUGUUCUUAAAACGUGGUGUCCUGAUUUCAUACAAAAUCAUUCAAAAGACGGACAAGCUCUUAAUACGUGUUGCGGAGUCGAUCAGCUUUCAACAUUAAGCACAAGUAUUGAACAGGCUGCAAGCUUUUUACGCAGAUGUCCGUCAUGUAUGAGCACAUUUGGAAGAUUUCUUUGUGAAAUGGUUUGUUCGCCGACGCAGAGCCGAUUUAUGAAUGUCACCAAAUUAACUCAAAACGGUACAUCGAUACGGGAGUUGGAUUUUUAUAUUUCCGAUUCAUAUAUGCAAGGCGUUUACGAUUCGUGUAAAUCUGUGCAAAACCCGGCUACUGGUGAAUUAGCAAUGGAUAUGAUAUGUUCGGGAGCAAUAGGCUGUUCUGCACAUAAGUGGUUUAGAUUCUUGGGAAACAAUCCAUACCUAGGUUUUAUCAUAAAUUACAUACCAGUUGUAAAAACUGAUAAUCCGAAACAAUUUGUAGGCCCAGUAAUACCUUGUCAUCAAGCGGUAGAUAAUAAAUCUACUGCUUGUAGCUGCAUGGACUGUGAACAAAGUUGUCCAUUGCCAGAUAAGAUACAAGAACCUCAGAAAUCGUUGAAUGUAGCGGGUAUUGAAAUUGUAACUAUGUCAUCGAUAAUUUUGUUUUGUUUCAUUAUGUCAAUAUUUGCUGGAUUCAUUUGUUUUAAAGAUGUACUAAUGAACAGGAGCAAGAAAAAAAAUGAUAAACAUAAGUAUAUAAUUACAGAACAUACUAAAACAAAACAUAAAAGUAUGUUGGAAAUUUUUUUUUAUAAAAUUGGGAAAUAUUUCGCUAGUAGAUCAUAUAUUUCACUUAUUGCAUCAGUGUGUCUGAUUGCCACAUUGAGUCAUGGUAUUCACUACAUAAAAAUCACAAUCGAUCCAGUAGAUUUAUGGUCAUCUACGAACAGCCAAUGUCGGCAAGAGCGUGAAUAUUUCAACACAAACUUUAAGCCAUUUUACCGAACCACACAAAUCAUUAUCGAGCCAAACGGAGUCCGAGAUGUAAUCUAUAACACAACUGAAGGUUCGUAUACGUUUGGACCAGUGUUCAACCGUACUUUCUUGCUGGAAGUUCAUAAACUACAACAGCAAAUUGAAGCCUUGGGCAGCCCAGAUAACGGACUAGACAAAGUGUGUUUUGCACCACUUGUAUCUAAAUUCAAAGGUCCACCAAAAGUUUCGGAUUGUCUAGUUCAAAGUGUUUGGGGCUAUUUUGGAAACAAACCUUACAAACUGAAUCGACGUCCUAACCCCGAUAGUUACUUUGAAAAAUUACAAAAAUGCUUUCAUAAUCCGUAUCAUCCACAGUGUUUAGCACCUUACGGGGGUCCAGUGGAUCCGUCUAUUGCCUUGGGAGGCUUUUCCAAUUCCAGCGAACCGAUUACUAAAAUGUCUCCUUAUGAAAAAGCGACAUCGUUGUUAUUAACAUUUGUACUCAACAACCAUAACAGCAAACCUUUGUUGAAAGAUGCACUAGAAUGGGAAAACAAGUUUUUGGAUUUUAUGAAGAACUGGACUAUGGUUUCAAAACCGUCUUUCAUGGAUGUAGCUUAUUAUUCAGAACGUUCUGUGGAAGAUGAGUUGGAUAGAGAAUCUCAUUCAGAUGUGUCUACAAUAGCUAUAAGUUAUUUAGUCAUGUUCUUAUACAUAGUUUUUACUCUUGGAUGGAAUAAAAUCAUUCUAAGUUUUUUCGGGAUAGUAACCGUUAUAUCGUCUGUCGUUUGUUCAGUUGGUUUCUACGGUAUGAUCGGUAUACCACUGUCCUUGAUCGUACUGGAGGUCAUACCUUUUAUUGUUCUUGCUGUCGGAGUUGACAAUAUAUUCUUGAUAAUUCGAACAUAUCAACAAAUGGACAUGAAAGAAGACGAAUUGGUUCCUGAUUACAUCGGUCGUGUUUUAAGCAAAAUCGGACCGUCAAUUUUUAUCACUACCCUAGCAGAAAUAACAUGUUUCUUUAUUGGCAGUUUGUCAGAUAUGCCUGUUGUUAGAUCUUUCGCAUUAUAUGCCGCGAUGGCUUUAGUGUUCAAUUUUUUGCUACAGAUGUCUUGUUUUAUAGGUUUAUUAGCAUUGGAUGCUAAACGAAAAACAGUUAAGCAAGAAAUUAAAAAACAAAGUUUAGUGUACACCACGUUUCAAAAAUUGUACGUUCCAGUUUUAAUGAACAAAUAUGUUAGACCAUUGAUUGUAUUAUUAUUUACUACUUGGCUUUGCUUCAGUAUUGUGGUUAUUCCAAAAAUUGAUGUGGGUCUGGAUGUUGAAUUAACUAUGACCCAUGAUUCUUAUGUGCUUAAAUAUUUUAAAUUUAUGAAACGUUAUUUUUCGACUGGACCUCCUGUUUAUUUUGUGGUCACUGACGGGUUGAAUUUAACCAAUAUUGAUGACCAAAAUCUUCUCUGUGGUGGUACUCAUUGCGAUCAAUAUUCAAUCGCUAAUCAAAUUCACAGGGCUUCAAAAACGGCAAAUUUAACAUACAUAAACAGGCCUUCGACAUCGUGGAUUGAUGAUUAUUUUGAUUGGACUGCUCUUUCAAGUUGCUGCAAAGUUACUGAGAACGAUAGUUUUUGUCCUCACAAUGAUAAUUGUUCUAGCUGUAAUAUCACUAAAAAUGAUUUGGGUCGACCAAAUGUUCAUCAUUUUACAAAGUUUUUACCAUAUUUCCUCCAAGAUAGUCCAGAUAAAAACUGUUCGAAAGCUGGACAUGCAGUUUAUAGCGAUGCUAUUUCUUUGAAAAAAAAUUCAACUGGACCUAACUAUUUUAUGUCAUUUCACACUGUAUUGAAAACAUCCAAAGAUUAUUAUGAAUCAAUGCGCUCUGCUAGAUCAAUAGCAAAUAAUAUGACUGAAACAAUUAGAAGAAAAUUUCCUAAUACGACCACUGUUGUUUUCCCAUACAGUUUUUUUUAUGUAUUUUAUGAACAAUACUUAACCAUAUGGCAGGUAUGCAUUCAACAUUUUGUGUUGUCAUUUGUAAUGGUAACAUUUGUAGUGUGGACGUUUUCUAAUUUCGAAAAAUCUUCAGCUUUUACUCUUCUUAUAGUUAAUAUAAUGAUAACAAUAGACUUGUUAGCAUUUAUGUAUUAUUGUGAUAUUUCUCUUAACGCAAUAUCAUUGGUAAACAUUGUAAUGGCUAUAGGAAUAAUGGUUGAAUUUUGUGGCCAUAUAAUUUUUCAUAACGCAAAAUCAAUUAUCUCUUGCCCAAUUCAACGAGCUACCCAUUCUUGUGUAGAAGUUGGAAGUUCGGUGUUCUCUGGCAUUACCUUGACAAAAUUUGCUGGCCUUGCCAUACUUGGUUUUGCAAACACACCAGUGUUUAAAAUAUUUUACUACAGAAUGUACAUGGGUAUUGUUAUUAUUGCUGCUUUGCAUAGUUUAGUGUUCCUGCCAGUUCUACUGAGUUACAGAGGUUCAGCUUAUGUUCUAAUAGAAAAGACUGAUAGUGCUAAGAAAAAAACUAAAAGUUGUAAGCUGCAACUGUUAGAAGUGAAUGUGCUUUGA
Molecule: messenger RNA, 3684 nt
Organism: Myzus persicae (green peach aphid)
Lineage: Eukaryota; Metazoa; Arthropoda; Insecta; Hemiptera; Aphididae
Gene: Npc1a
Product: Niemann-Pick C1 protein
Exons: 21
Coding region: 1-3684 (1227 amino acids)
Cellular component (GO): membrane
Molecular function (GO): lipid carrier activity
Source: RefSeq, a predicted model, not a curated record